Brassicogethes aeneus is the source of this 1131-nucleotide messenger RNA. The record is from the annotation of a GenBank genome assembly. Lineage: Eukaryota; Metazoa; Arthropoda; Insecta; Coleoptera; Nitidulidae.
AUUAUUAUUACCAUGAAAUUUACAGUGUUUUUUGUUUUGUUUUUAGUUGAAUUAAUAUUUAAAGUGUCUGCAACGAAUGUAGUAUGUUAUUAUAUGAGCACAAAUGGAUAUGGAUCAGUUUUGCCAGAGUCCAUUAAUCCAAAUCUUUGUACCCAUCUUAAUUACGCAUUUGUAGGUUUAAAUAAAAAUGGAAGUUUAUCAUAUUUGAAUCAAGAUUUAGAUGUAAAGAAAAAUUUAUUUAAACGAGUUUCUGCUUUGAAAUCUAUAAACCCAGACCUAAAAGUGCUGUUUAGCAUAGCAAGUCCAAUAUUUACCGAGGUGGCAUCAAAUGAAACCAAAAGAGAACUUCUGGCAAAUUCCGCAAAAGAAUUUUUAAAAACAUUUAAUUAUGAUGGAAUUGAUUUAGAUUGGGAAUUUCCAAAAUCGAAUCAAACGGCUGAUUACUUAAACCUUUUAUCUGAUAUAAGAAGUGUAUUAGGUAAUAAAUGGCUUCUAACAGCAGCUCUACCAUCAACUCCUACAGCUGCCUACAAUGCUACAGAUAUUUUUAAAAUUUUGGAUUUUGCCAACAUAAUGAGCUACGAUUAUUUUGGACCAUGGAGUUCGAGAACUGGUCAAAAUUCUGCCCUAUUUGAAUCAUCAAGAGAUAGCGGAUACGAAAAGAAAUAUUUAAAUGUCGCAAUAGCUGCAAAAAAUUGGAUCAAAGUUGGAGCAAAUCCGAGCAAAAUAAAUAUGGGUCUUCCCUUCUAUGGCAGGCAAUUUGAACUGAAAAAUUCGUCAAUUCAUGGACUUCAUGCUCCCAUUAAUGGAGGUGGUAAAAGAAAAGCUGCAUCAUUUACUAUUAUAUGCAGAGAUUAUGGAAAUUGGACAAAAGUAUGGGAUGAAGAACAAAAAAAUCCUUAUAAAUAUUUAGAAAAUCAAUGGAUUGGAUACGAUGACGAAGAAUCCAUUGCCUUGAAGACGCAGCAUAUUCUAUCAAACAAAUACGCAGGUGUAAUGGUUUGGCACAUAGGGUCUGACGAUGUGUAUGGAGUAUGUGGAGGAAAAAACCAAACCUUAUUAAAUGUAAUUAAUAAAGAGAUUAAAAAUUUUAAUUUGAAAGUAGAAAAAAUUUAAAAUAAAAUAAAAAUA